AUGAAAUACAUGGCCAAACACAAAGCGCAGGUGGAAGCUUUGCGAGAUAUUUUCUUGGAGAUCGAUGCGGAUCAUUCCAGUCUGGUGAGUAUUGAUGAGCUCAAGGAGGCAAUGUCGGAGCAGAAGUUGGCAAGUUUCAUUGAGUCCCUGGACAUUUCCACCCAUGACAUUUGGAGUCUGUUCCUGAUUAUUGAUGCUGACGAAAGCGGUACCAUAAGCCUGGACGAAUUUGUUUCAGGCUGCAUGCAGCUACACGGCCCUGCAAAGAGCUUUCAGCUCGCAAAGAUGAGCUACGAGAACAAGGUGACCAGACAAGAGAUCAAACAUCUCAGUGUACAGGUUUCACAGCUGCAGAGACACUUUCAGCUCGACCAGAUGCCACCUUUCAGAGCCACGCAGCGAGCGACGAGAGUGGCAAAAAGUGGAUGUCUGCGGGGCAGCACCAUGAGCUCCGCACUGGGCGGCUGCAUUCGCUUCACGCCCGGAGAUCCACAACGGAGCCUGAGGCAAUGCCUGCGGGAGGCUCUGAAGGGAAAUCUGGUGCCCUUCAUCUUGGCUGAAGAAAGUUGCACAUUACAUGCCUUAGAGGCGCUACUUGCAGCAGAUGUGAUGACCGAGCCUUCAUCCCAAUGCGUCAGCAUGCGCUUGGCAGCCUUGGAACAGAGGCGGCAACGUGACUACAAGCGUUUUUUCGCCCAAGCCCUGCGCUCGUCGAUCCUCUCGGGAAGUUGCGUUGCGCUGGUCUUCGAGGACGAUGCUGUGGUCGAUUUGGGCGAGGAGGCCUGGCUCCAACGAAGUCCCUCCAAGGGCACGAGCUUGGAGGUUCUGCCAGACGAAUGGAGCCUCUCAUGUUUCUUCAGUGGAUCAGCCCUGCCACCCGAAAUCUUUGCGCCCAUGACCUUCAAUGCCAGGGGCAAGGCGCCCUUGCUCCUGCCUGAUGGAUCUGACAAUGG
Molecule: messenger RNA, 953 nt
Organism: Cladocopium goreaui
Lineage: Eukaryota; Dinophyceae; Suessiales; Symbiodiniaceae
Source: the annotation of a GenBank genome assembly